Molecule: messenger RNA, 1969 nt
Organism: Bombina bombina (fire-bellied toad)
Lineage: Eukaryota; Metazoa; Chordata; Amphibia; Anura; Bombinatoridae
Gene: RAP2B
Product: RAP2B, member of RAS oncogene family
Exons: 1
Coding region: 247-798 (183 amino acids)
Biological process (GO): negative regulation of cell migration; Rap protein signal transduction
Cellular component (GO): plasma membrane
Molecular function (GO): GDP binding; GTPase activity; GTP binding
Source: RefSeq, a predicted model, not a curated record
UGUAAUUCAAGAUAACUACAGUGUGGGCAGCCUUAGAAAGGAAUGGAGCGGAGGGCAGCAUAGAAGAGCUGCAGGGCUUGUCUAAUACGUAUUCUAAUCUGCACAAUAAUAGCCUGCUUGUAGCCAAGCUCUUUGGGAUUUGUGUUUUUGUGCGAUCUUCAGGCAUGUGGAGCAGAUGCAGUUAAAUCCUUUCUAAACACCUCCUGCAUUUCCCCUGACUCCUGGGAGAGCUGAAGGCAAGGAGCCAUGAGAGAAUACAAAGUAGUUGUGCUUGGAUCAGGCGGGGUGGGGAAAUCCGCACUGACUGUCCAAUUUGUCACUGGAUCCUUCAUAGAGAAAUAUGAUCCAACUAUCGAAGAUUUCUACAGAAAGGAGAUCGAGGUGGACUCUUCACCGUCAGUGCUGGAAAUUCUGGACACAGCAGGCACAGAACAGUUUGCUUCCAUGCGAGACUUGUAUAUAAAAAACGGACAGGGCUUUAUUCUGGUUUACAGUUUGGUGAAUCAGCAGAGCUUCCAGGAUAUCAAGCCUAUGAGGGAUCAGAUCAUCAGAGUGAAAAGGUAUGAAAAAGUGCCAAUGAUCCUGGUUGGAAAUAAAGUGGAUUUGGAAGGCGAAAGGGAAGUGUCCUAUGGAGAAGGAAAAGCCCUGGCUGAUGAAUGGAACUGCCCCUUCAUGGAAACUUCAGCCAAAAAUAAAGCAUCAGUGGAUGAACUGUUUGCCGAGAUUGUCAGACAGAUGAACUAUGCUUCCCAGCCAAAUGGAGAUGAUCAGUGCUGCUCCUCCUGUGUCAUUCUCUGAAAGCGACUCCCUGUUUACAAUGCACUAUUGGACUUGUAACAUGACUGGAAACAACUUUUGCAUACAGUGUGUCUGUCCCAAAGGGUGUGUUGUCCUGAGAUGUCCUCUGUAGAAAGUUGCUUUUCAGUAUGUGUUUUUAAUGAAUGUUGCAUAUUUCCUGUGCACUGCAGAGAAAAUAAAUCAAACGUUUAUUUUUUAAGUAUUCAGUUUAAGAAAGAAGGAAAUAUUGGAGGUUUGUCAGCAACAACAUAUCCUGACUGUUGUGCACAUUUGGAAGAAUAAAUGAGGCAGCACAUAAGCAACAAAUCUGAGCUUGGUUUUAAAAGGCACAUUUUAAAGGGCAGAAUUGUGGUGGUUCAUCUGCUGACAUUGAAUUUAGGUAUUUCUAUGCAAAAGUUGGAUUAUUGUUACAAAGUAUCCAUUCAUGAGUAUUUGCACAUCUAAUGAAACAAAGUAAAUGAUGCCAACACAACGUGGGUGCCAGAUCUGGCCCCUCUCUGAUGUGUGUAUGGGGAAAUCUAUUUUGUUUACCUGCUGUAUGACAUGGGAAUUUGGGAAGAUAGGUAGUAUUUUUUCUUAUCAGCUGUGAAAAAUGUUACAGAUGUAUUUUUUUUGUGCUGGCAAUAACUGAUUUUGGAUGCUUAGCUAUUUAAUAGAAUUGACUUAAAUGUGGGCCAGGGCCCCAGCACCCUGUAUCCAUAGAGUGCCUUCAAAAUUCAGCUGUUCCAGCCGGUGCCAACCUGUGAAAAAAAAAAAAAAAAAAAUCUCCACAAAAUCCCAUUAUCUUCUAUUCUGCUAACUACUUAACAGUUUCCUCUCGGUAAUCUCUCAGAACAAGCAUGGACAAAGAGAUCUAUUGUCCCUGGAACCUAUUUCUGAGCCUGUAAAUGUAAUUUCCAUGUCUUGCACAUAUUUUAGAGGGAUUUGAUUAACCAUUUGUGUGCCUGUAAUUGAAAAGGGUUAAUCACAUUUCAAGGCAUCCAAUUUAUUCAUCUUACUUUCAAUUUACAGGGUCAGCAGUGGUUUAACAUUGCUUAUUAGCCAGAAAUCUUAAAAUUGUGAUGUACCAAGACUAUUUUAACAAGUGUCAUUUUAUUUUCCAGACUUGCUGAAAAAAGCAUGUCUCUUCUGUUUUAAAAAUAAGUUGAAUACAAAAUUUGUUGUGACAUAA